Messenger RNA from Varroa destructor (honeybee mite), 1425 nucleotides. RefSeq names its product suppressor of G2 allele of skp1 (gene Sgt1). NCBI's taxonomy places the organism in Eukaryota, Metazoa, Arthropoda, Arachnida, Mesostigmata, Varroidae. Gene Ontology annotation, molecular function: protein-folding chaperone binding. The record is from RefSeq and is a predicted model, not a curated record.
UUCUAGGUAUAACCGAUUUUUUGAAAAAAAAAAAAAAAAUACGCACAAGAACUGUUGUAGAAGUUUCUAUCGAACAUUCGAAUAAACAUGUGGACAGAUCACACGGCGCAAAACAAAUAAGGGCCGAUCUGAACACUUCUAUAGUUUCAAACAGUCAACUGCACUGUCUCUUUGAUCACGUUCCGUAAGACAGAGCGUCUCUAUAGUAAAGUGAAAGCGAUUGAACUAGAAUAUUGUGCGUCCUACAGGAUCUUAGCCUCUUAGAAAACGCCAUGGCUCAGACGCGCCAUGACUGGUACCAGACAGAAUCCCACGUGGUUGUCGAAAUUCUUCUAAAAAAUCAAAAGGCUGACGAUGUUAAUGUGAACUUUACUUCAGACACAUUAUCUGUUACUGUAAAACUUUUAUCAGGAGAUUAUAAUCUCGACUUGAUGUUGGCUCACGAUAUUCAUCCUGAGAAAUCCUCGUAUAAAGUGUUAUCGUCAAAAAUCGAAAUUCGAUUGGCCAAGACACAGGCUGUGCGAUGGUCUUCGCUCGUCCGCAAAGAUGGCGCCACCGCUGGCGUUGAACCAAAGAUGGUUGGUCCUAAUCAAAUCUCAGAUAUGCCGCGUUAUCCAUCGUCGUGCACCAAAGCGCAUGACUGGGACAAGCUUGAAAAGGAGAUUGAAAGAAUGGAGAAAGAAGAGAAACCAGAGGGAGAACAGGCGGUCAAUGAGCUCUUUAAAAAGAUUUAUCAGGACGGAGAUGAUGAGGUUCGCAAGGCGAUGAACAAAUCAUUUGUCGAAAGUGGAGGCACCGUCUUAUCUACCAAUUGGGGAGACAUAAGUCAGAGAAAGGUCGAGGUUAAGCCUCCCGAUGGAACCGAAUUCAAAAAAUUUACUUAAAAAUUAAGGAAUACAAGAGCGAUGGCAAAGAUCGAUUUAGGGGACGUUUUUUCGCUGUACAUACUACUAUUAUCAAGAUGAACGUUCAAAAAAUAGUGUGUAACCAGCUGCAACGCUAUGGAUCCACUCAGUAAUUAGGUAUUUUUGAAGAUUGGUCUGGCUAGGACGAAUGCCAAAGAUUCAAGAUUGUUAACACCUAUUUGCAAUGCAAUUCGCUUGAAUAUGAUUAUGCGGUAAGGGUUGGACACAAAAAAGAUAUUUGCACGUUAACAUUUUAUGGACACUUCUUCAAUUCCCCGUUUUUUCGUCCCGUUGGCUAAGCCAUUAGAUACAGACGCUAACAACUCUCGUUCUAAGUAUUUUUUUUUAUGUUGGUAUAUUUGGGUUUAAAUAUGGUAAUUAAUUCCUUGCCAUUGUUUUUUUCGAAAAACUAGACAUUUAUCUCUGAUGUCUGACUGUUAAGCAACGUUGUUCCAAGAAAUAAAAACAAAAUUGUAUCCGUGACUAAAAUAAAAAUAUGGCAGUUAUGUAUUCACAACUG